AUGGUUCUCACGUCAAGGAGUGGUCACGCAGCGACACGCGCCGCGGUGUUCGGUCCACCACCAGCGCGGAGGCUCGUAGCGACGCGAGCCCGGAUAAUUGGGCCAAGACGAGGUCAUAUAUCAACACGAGCACGAGUCGCUAAAAGAUACCAGGUUCGACCCAGCAGCCACAGAUGGUCCGAAGAAGACAUCGAUGUGAUGGACGACGAUCUUCAGAGUCGGGAUCAGUUGGCUAGAAGCCACAACGCCACAUUUGAUGAUUCAGAUUGCGAGACGACCAGCCCUAUAAGUAGGGCCUCGUUGUUGAGCCUGCCGGAGGAGUUGAUCGAAAGAAUAUGUCAAGUCCUCGACUGGAGCGAGGAAGACACUGUUAUACGGGCAAGUGCCGCACUCCUCAACCUUUCUCUUACAUCUAAAACCUUACAUCGAAUUUCACAAGCUCAUCUAUAUCGUCAAGUCGACUUAGGAGGUCAUCAGAUUGUACGGUUCACAAAGUCCAUUACCGAAAAUCCCUCAUUAGCAACGUCGGUCCAUGUGGUGACACUUCGUGUCUGUUCAUACGACGACUACGAGAAAGAGGACGUCUCCUACUACUCGGAACAUGUUCGAGCCGAAGGAACCCACGACAUGCAGGAGCUAGAAUCUCUGAUCCCUGAAUUUCCUGCCAAGGAACUCUUCUGGGUUGUGGCACUCGAAGUCCUUCUGCUCAAGCUCAAGCACGUCCACAGCUUGUUCAUAUCAUGGGAAGAUUGUCCAGAAAUUGAAUUGUUUGGUAGAAGACUCAAAGACAUUAAAGAACCACUACUGCCUGCCUUGAGGAAUCUUGUGUAUAAAGACAACUGGGGUAAUCUAGCCACAUUGAACACAAUAUUCCACAGAUGUAAGCUUAGAACGCUUACGGCCGUCGGUCUUCAUGCAACGCAACUCGAGGACCUGUCUAUGCCAGCUCUAUGUCCGUUUUUGCAGAAGGUAACGCUGGUUAAUUCGCCAUGGAUGUGGGGACGUGAUAUUAGUCCUAUCAUCGAACGAUGUCCAAAUUUGAAGGAGUUUCAUUACUUUACACACGAUCUAGAAGACCUAGACGACGAAGAUGGGAGCCCAGAAGACUUCAUCACUCCCACCGAUAUUAUCAACGGGCUCGAAUCGGUCAAGAAUACACUCGAAAGUUUAUCAAUCACAACUGAGUCUCUAGGAGACGACGAUGGAUUCCCCAGCCUUCGCGGAUUCACCGCCUUAGAACACCUCAGACUGGACGCCUUCGACCUAGCAGAAUACGAGAGUGACGACGAAGAAGAAACCGAUUCAGACGAAUCCGUCGACGAGAUCAUCAGCAACAUUGUGCACGCCCAAUUCCCGCCCGACCCAGCCACACACCCAGAUGCAGCUACAAGCUCAACCAGCGACACUGACACCGACAGCACAGACCUCGACGACGAUGAAGAAACAGAAACAUCCUCCUCUUCCUCCUCCGGCUCAUCAUCCAGCUCAGACACCUGCAAACCCUUCCUCCACCUCCUCCCUUCAACCCUCAAAACCCUAUGGAUCGACAACCUCUGCGACCUGGAAGGCGACCUCGACGAUGAACUCAUCAAACUCGCCCAUACCGCCAAGGAAGACUUCCCAGCUUUCGAGAAGUUGACCGUAGAAGCAGACGGUACAAACGCUGUCAAAGAUGUUCAGGCUGCGUACAAGAAGGCUGGUAUUGAGUUUGUGCUCAUGCCGUAUGGUCAUGGCUGGUAUGUUGAGGAGGAUUUAGGGCAGUUCACCUAG
This is a messenger RNA of Lithohypha guttulata, 1770 nucleotides long. RefSeq lists its product as uncharacterized. Bases 1 to 1770 code for a protein of 589 amino acids. The record is from RefSeq and is a predicted model, not a curated record. Lineage: Eukaryota; Fungi; Ascomycota; Eurotiomycetes; Chaetothyriales; Trichomeriaceae. The transcript is spliced from 2 exons.